CAAAUUUCGAGUGGAAAAUAAUCAUUGUGUAACGUUUUUAAUUACAUGUCAGAAGAUUGGGCGGCUUCAGGUCGCUCAUGUUUUUCACCGGUUGGAUUGAAAAGUUACCAGUGGAAAGACCUGGAAUUUUCGGCCACCAGCCGCUGAGCUACAAAUUUUUGUUAUGUAGUUGAACCAGUCAUGACGUGAACUGAAGAAGAACUAGCUCGAGACUUCGUUUUCUUUUACUACGAAGAGUUUGGCUUUGAUGUCAAGUUGAGCCACCGACGAAACGUCAGCUUUCAAGGUUAGUUCUUCAAUUUCUAUUAGUUGAUAAAAUUGGUUCAAAUAUGUUAGAGAUUAAAAAUUAGGUUUUUUGUCUUACCUUAAUUGCUGAUAAAUGUGUAUCCAUGGGCAAAUUGUUGUGUCACUGAAGUUAAAUUUCAGUUCUCAUAUGCAAAGUUUGAAAAUCACAGGAUAGAGGUGGUGAAAAUGCCUCUCUUUGUUAACAUCAUCUUGCACAUUCAAUUAUGUAAAAAACUACUGUAAUUUUGCUGUCAAAUAUGAGCUAAUGUUGCAUGUCUUUCAUCCAAGAGUUGGGCAAUUUUUUUAUUUAGUUUUCGGACUCAAAUUUAUAAUCACAUAUUCCCUAUCAAAGGUCGGAAAUGGUUGUUGUCAUUGGGAGCUGCUCCUGCCAGUAUAUUGAUAGCGUAGUUCAACUUAAUUAUCAUUUAGGAUUGUAUUGGUUAUAAAUCACAAAUGUUAUCCCACAAAGCCAGAGGCUUCUUCUAAACACUACCAGACUUCUUUGUUCUUGUUCAACUGUUAAUUCACUUCCUCACUCCUGUGACAUUCCUUGCUUGAAAGAACGGCAAUGUUUGGAGUCGUUUUCCCAAACCGAAGCUUCCUUAUGAACGUCUCUACCUUCUCCCAAAUUGACACGUUCCACUGGAUACUCGACAUGAACACUUUUGUAGGCGAGGCAUAUGAUUAAGUCCAAGAAAUCUGUGUAUUCCUCUUAAACAACUUUACUCUACCCUCUGAUAAAGCUUUAGCUGUAUACAUUCAGUCACCUGGAUCACCGUUUGUAUUUUGUGGUCCUGUUACGUUGGCUCUCCCCUCAGCUGUGCUGUCACUGCCGUGGCCAGAGCCUGGGGGACAGAUGCAGCUUACUGCACCAGAUUCCACUCCUCUAUCAGGGAAAAUUGGGGUUUCUGUUGAACAUUUAGCCUCACUGCCAUCAUUGGAUGUGGUGGCCGAGAAGAGGAUUGAACGCCUGGCUAUGAAAGUUGGGGAGAACUUGUUUAACUUUAUGCAGUCGUUUUGUGGCGUUGAUGGCUCCAAAUUGAUUGUUCCUAUGGACAUUUUGGAUCGCUGGUUUAACAAGUUUCAAGAAAAGGCUAAGCGCGACCCUGAGUAUCUUAAAGGCAAGGUUGUGGAACGACAGGAAAACGAUGAGUUUAACGGUAGUAUUGCUGACGACUUCGAGUUUGUUUCUGAUGGAGGGGUGGGAUCUGAUGGGCGUGAAAUGUUCGUGGAUGGGCAGAUCCGUCAGGUUUUUCCGGUGUUUAAUCGUGCGCUUUUGUUGAAUGAAGAAGACGGGUUUGAUUACAGUCCAAGGAAGCGGCAGGUUUCGUUGAAGAAUCUGUUGGUUGAAGAAGGAAGAGAAGGUCCACCACCACCACCACCGUCGUCUUCGAAGGAGGAGGAUGAACUGGAGGCAGUACCGGAGAAAAUCUACUGUGUUUGGUCACCGAAAAGAAACAGGGUUGCAGCAUCGCCUAAUAGAAGCAAUUCCAUGGGUUCAACGUCGUCGUUUGGAGGGUGGUUUAAGUUUCCUCGUUUGCUCAGAAGAAGCAACAGUGAAGGUGGUCACAAAGAUUCCUUCCUCUUUCUUCAAAAAAGGAAGACGAAUGCAGAUUCCACAACUCGGAAACAACUGGGCUCAAAACAAGCUAAGGUCAAAGGAUGUGGUGAUAACAAAGUCAAAUUAUCAGCAGUGCAUCAAGCGAAAUUAUCGCCUUCACGAGAAGUAUUUUUGAUGAAGAAGAGCAAACCCAUAAAAGAAGUUCAUGACAAGAAGAGAUCAUCGUGUAAACAAGAUUUAAUUGGGUUUUUUGUGAAUAAUGUGAGCAGUUUAGGCAAAACUAUUGCUCCAUUUUAAUCAACAUUUGACGCAGCGAUUUUGGUGAAUAAAAGACUUAUAUGUAUUUCUAAGGUAUAAAA
Molecule: messenger RNA, 2205 nt
Organism: Mangifera indica (mango)
Lineage: Eukaryota; Viridiplantae; Streptophyta; Magnoliopsida; Sapindales; Anacardiaceae
Exons: 3
Coding region: 1142-2143 (333 amino acids)
Biological process (GO): protein import into nucleus
Cellular component (GO): cytosol; nucleus
Molecular function (GO): nuclear import signal receptor activity
Source: RefSeq, a predicted model, not a curated record